Polychytrium aggregatum is the source of this 466-nucleotide messenger RNA. RefSeq lists its product as uncharacterized. The record is from RefSeq and is a predicted model, not a curated record. Gene Ontology annotation, cellular component: pre-snoRNP complex; nucleus. The transcript has 5 exons. NCBI's taxonomy places the organism in Eukaryota, Fungi, Chytridiomycota, Chytridiomycetes, Polychytriales. Gene Ontology annotation, biological process: snoRNA localization; maturation of LSU-rRNA from tricistronic rRNA transcript (SSU-rRNA, 5.8S rRNA, LSU-rRNA); box C/D snoRNP assembly. Bases 29 to 433 code for a protein of 134 amino acids.
AACACAUCCGUCGUCCCCAUCCAGCGCCAUGUCCCAGAAGCAGUGCGCCGUGUGCAACUCGAGCCUGUCCAAAUACAAGUGCUCCGUCUGCCUGAUUCCAUACUGCUCGCUGCCAUGCUACAAGACCCACAAAGAGACGCCAUGCGAGAAGGCGCAACUCAAGACCGAGUCCCUCCCGCAAGCCCCAAACCGCGAGUAUGAGGAAGACCAGCUGAUAUCUGAAGAUCGUCUGAAGGCACUGGCUUUGUCACCAAACAUUAAGAAGCUGCUUGGCGAUCCUCAGCUCCGCAGAAUCUUGAGCGAGGUCAACGCCAGCACCAAGGUCGAUCCUCUGCUUGAUCAUCUCCUGACAGAGUCGCCUCUGUUCAGGGAGUUUGCUGCCGAGGCCGUCAAGUGCGUCGGGUCAUCGACCCCGAGCAAGCCGCAGGCGUAGAUCGGUCUUAGUCUCAGUCCCAGUCUCAGUCUC